CCACAAUACAAUUCUCCAUCCUCAUCCUAACACACAACGAAGGCAUUGUUGUUUUGGUUCACGGUGUUCACGACGAAGGUUCAAACUUCAAAGCAUGAGGGUAUGAUCAUGAGAGAAGAAAAAACACAAUUUAUUUUGAUAAUAUAGGUGAAAUUGGAGAAAUUAAGAACGAAGAAAAAGUACCAAGAAAAAUAAAUUGUGUUUGCUCCUAAAUAUUAAAAAAGAUGGCGGGAAUGACAAAUACAUCGACUACGAUAGAAUCAAGCCCUAUAGUAUGUUAUGCACCUACAAUGAUAACAACAAAUGGGGUGUGGCAAGGAGAUAAUCCCUUGGAUUAUUCCUUACCACUCUUCAUUUUGCAAUUAACAAUGGUGGUGGUUAUUACUCGUGUUCUUGUUUACGUCCUCAAGCCACUCCGUCAACCUCGAGUCAUCGCUGAAAUCCUUGGUGGUAUUAUACUUGGACCAUCAGUCCUGGGAAGAAGUGAAAAAAUGGCACAAAUCAUAUUCCCACUAAGAAGUGUGAUGGUGUUAGAAACAAUGGCUAACAUUGGGCUCCUAUAUUUCCUGUUUCUAGUUGGGGUUGAGAUGGAUUUAGCAGUCAUAAGGCGAACAGGAAGGAAAGCAAUAAGCAUUGCACUUGGGGGCAUGAUCUUACCUUUUAUCAUAGGAUGCACCUUCUCCCUCAUAAUGCAAAGAGGUGACAGCACCCACCCUGGAACCUUUGUGCUUUUCCUUGGUGUCGCUCUCGCUGUCACCGCCUUCCCUGUACUAGCUCGAGUUCUUGCAGAGCUCAAGCUCAUCAAUACCGAGAUAGGACGAAUUGCCAUGUCAUCAGCACUUGUCAAUGAUAUUUGUGCUUGGGUGCUCUUAGCCUUAGCCAUAGCCCUAGCCGAGACCAGCUCUUCGAGUUUGACUUCAGUCUGGGUGAUUCUCUCGAGUGCUGCCUUUGUAGUGGUGUGUAUCUUCUUGGUUCGACCCGCCAUUAUGUGGAUGGUCCGCCGUACACCUGAGGGUGAACCGUUCAGUGAUUUUUACAUAUGCCUUAUACUCACAGGGGUUAUGAUAUCAGGGUUUAUUACUGAUGCUAUAGGAACUCAUUCUGUGUUUGGGGCCUUUGUUUUUGGACUUAUCAUCCCAAAUGGACCUUUAGGGGUAACCCUUAUCGAAAAGCUUGAAGAUUUCGUAUCAGGACUUCUACUUCCUCUGUUUUUCGCCAUCAGUGGUCUUAAGACUGAUGUUCGUCAAGUUGGUGACUUUAAAGUAUGGCGUAAUCUGAUGCUUGUCAUCAUAUUGGCUUGUUCUGGCAAGGUUGCUGGCACUACUGCUGUCGCUUACUUCUACAAUAUGCCAAUCCGUGAAGGAAUCACCCUCGGGUUGCUCAUGAACACCAAAGGUCUUGUUGAAAUGAUUGUCCUAAACGUGGGAAAGGACCAAAAGGUAAUAGAUGAUGCAUCAUUUUCGAUCAUGGUGAUAUCAGCAUUGAUAAUGACUGGUCUGAUUGCUCCCCUGGUCACCGCUAUUUACCGGCCAGCAAGAAGAUCUGUAGCAUACAAGAGAAGAACCAUACAGAAAUCAAAACCAGAUGCGGAACUCAAAGUAUUGACUUGCAUUCACACACCAAGGAAUGUGCCGACCAUAAUAAAUCUACUGGAAGCCAGCCACCCAACAAGAAGAUCCCCAAUAUGUGUGUACGUGCUACAUCUAGUAGAACUAACAGGGCGAGCAUCAGCAAUGCUCAUAGUGCACAAUACCAGAAAGUCAGGUCGCCCAGCUCUCAACAGAACACAAGCUCAAUCAGAUCAUAUCAUCAAUGCCUUUGAAAAUUAUGAGCAGCAUGCUCUAACUGGGUCUGUCUCAGUUCAGCCUCUGACAGCCAUUUCUCCCUAUAACUCAAUGCAUGAAGAUAUUUGUCAUUUAGCACAGGAAAAACGAGUGGCCUUUAUCAUCAUCCCCUUCCAUAAGCAACAAACUGUAGAUGGUGGUAUGGAAUCAACUAAUCCAGCUUUCAGAACUAUAAACCAGAAUUUAUUAGCCAAUGCACCUUGCUCGGUUGGGAUCCUUGUUGAUAGAGGGCUAAGUGGGUCGACCCGUUUGGCUGCAAACCAGGUUUCACACAACAUAGCAGUGCUCUUCUUUGGUGGGCCUGAUGAUAGGGAGGCACUUGCAUAUGCAUUGAGGAUGUCAGAACAUCCAACCAUCACUGUAACUGUAAUGCGAUUCAUACCAGGUGAUGAUGCUUCUAGAGCAGCAACCGUGGAGCCAAGUCGUGAGCCUGGGGACCCGCGAGUGCUGACUGUGAUAACUGAUGCUGAACAAGACAAGCAACUGGAUGAAGAAUAUAUCAAUGACUUCAGAUCGAAGACAGCCAACAGCGAAUCAAUCACAUACACGGAGAGAAUUGUAAACAAUGGGGAAGAAACAGUGGCUUCAAUAAGAGCAAUAGAAACUGUUCAUGAUCUAUACAUAGUGGGAAGAGGACAAGGCAUGAUAUCACCGCUUACAGCCGGUCUAACAGAUUGGAGUGAAUGUCCUGAACUUGGAGCAAUUGGGGACAUGUUAGCAUCAUCAGAUUUUGCAGCAACAAGCUCUGUUCUAGUGGUGCAACAAUAUGUUGGUUUAGGGCCACAACAUGAGUCUCCAGCAACUCCAGACAGCCCCACUGCUCCAGAUCUUGAUGAGCAAUUAAACGCAGGAUUACACCAGCAAAGACAACAACCAGGAAAGGGCCAGAAUGCCUUCAAUCUCUAAACUGUAGACAAGACCUAGUGAAACCACUCUCAAAGCUGAAACAAUGCCUGAACAUUUGAUAAGAAGCAAUGAGAACAAUUUAUUGCAACAUUUUCUAGCAGGAAUAGGAUCCCUCCCAUCCACCCACCCACCCAAUUCCUCUCCCCAAAAUAUGUGACCUUUAUUUUCUCUUUUUCAAAGAAAUAGUUUUUAUGAUUUUGUCUUCUGCUUACAACU
This is a messenger RNA of Spinacia oleracea (spinach), 2966 nucleotides long. RefSeq names its product cation/H(+) antiporter 15. The transcript is spliced from 3 exons. Gene Ontology annotation, biological process: regulation of pH; proton transmembrane transport. The record is from RefSeq and is a predicted model, not a curated record. Bases 225 to 2750 code for a protein of 841 amino acids. Gene Ontology annotation, molecular function: antiporter activity. Gene Ontology annotation, cellular component: endomembrane system; membrane. NCBI's taxonomy places the organism in Eukaryota, Viridiplantae, Streptophyta, Magnoliopsida, Caryophyllales, Amaranthaceae.